AUGGCGCUCCACCAGCUCUUCACCUUGGCGUUUGCGCUCCACCUCGAGCCCUUGCCCACGCUCGACUACGCCACUGUGCCCUACGUCAAGGACCCCGCACACAGCUCCGAAUCGCUCCACGAGACCGACAACCUCCGCGUCGGCGCCAACACCAAGCUCGAGCCCAUCCACACGCGCCAUCUUCCGCACUCGGUCGACACGCUCUCUUUCCUCCUCAACCAUACCCGAGCCGUCGACGCCGUCGAGCCCUUUGCAAAGCUCAUCGAGCUGCUCGAUGAUGCAGACGACGAUCCAGAGUUUCGCAACCUGCGCGACUUUUUCGAUGCCCGCUACAACCAAGACGGAUCCUUGACCGGCGCUGACAAGGAGCCCCGUCGUCGCAUCCGCAGCGUAUCGCGAGCCGCUUCCACCAAGCAGCCUGGUCGGCGCCCCAGCCAGCCUACAGACGCGCGCAAGUCGUCGUUUGCAACCAGCCUCGGUGGCGCUAGCGCGCUCAAACUCAGCUGGCUCCGACGCAGCAACAACCCCGGCUCCCAGAAUCACGAUGCCUCGGACGACGAAGACUCGCACUCGAGGGUAUCCAGUAGCGGCCACACAGCCCAUCCCCCACCACCCACCGCUCCCUACAUCCGCCUGGCCAAACCCAAGCCCUCGUCGUCUCCCGCCAGCUCCACCUCGUCGUCCUCGCACCGCGACGCCGAAUCGUCUGCCACCAUCACGUUCCGUGUUCGCCUAGAUCUUCACGCAGUAGGCCUCGCUCCACCGCCGCCCAAGCCACGGUCCCAACGACACUCGGACGCAAGCGCGCUUAGCUUGCAGCGCACCAGCUCCGCCAAGUCCGCAACCUCGUCCGAUUGGAGACGACGCAGACCACGCAAUUCGAGCCUCUCCAGUGGCGGCGCCGCCUUGAGGCCCGUCACCAGCCCGGACAGCCUCGCCUCGUUCGGCGCCGUCUCCUCGAUCGCCAACGGCCUCUCGGAUCAGCAGCUGGCUUCCAUCUCCACCGCACAAGACGCGCAGACAGCCGCAAAGAGAGGCCUCAGUCUUCCACCCGAAGCCAUCGACACCAACCUUCCCAGCAUCACAGAGGGUACCGUCUCGAGCCCCACACAGCUUACCGGCCACAGCGAGAGCGUCAGCCCCACCACACCGCAGCAGCCUGCCUCGCCAACUACACCCACCAAGCCCGCGCGCCGCCCCUCGAUGAUGGCCAAGAUCCUCGAAUUUGGUCGCAAAAAGUCGUUCCUCGAUCGGUCUACCGGCGAUGCGCACGAAGAUGCGGCCGACUCGAAAGCCAGUCCACAUGCCUCGGAUGCUACGACACGCCGUUCGAGCUUCCGCUCGGGAUUCCGCCAGCAGACGGCGGACCAGACACCUUGCAACGACGAAGCGAUCGACCUGGACGAGUACGACGAUGAUGCGGCGGUGCGUGCUCAGAUGAUGCGCAGCAGUGCCAAUGGUGUCAGCGCGCAGAGCCGGCGUCGCUCAUCGGCAGGCAGCUCCACUCGCGAUGCAGCCUUCCUCAGGCAUGCUCCGCACGAUCUGCGUCCCGUGCAGGAGGGCGGCAUGCUCGACCUCACCACCGUCUCGUCGCGCUCCAGUAUCGGCACCUCGUUGUCCGAUGCCAUCCCGGAAGACUCUGCCACGGGCACCUUCUCGGCAGAGCGCACGAGCAAGUCGCCCUCCCGCACGCGGCAGGCGGCGGCUUUGAACGAAGGUCACGACUUUUUGUCGCUCUUCCGCGCCGCGUCGAUCCUGGGCCUCAAGUCGAUCGACGAUGAUGAUGUCCCUUCGAACACCCCUAACGGCGAUGAUCUGUCCACGCCUGGACUCGACGGUGAGCUGCGAUCGCCACGUCCCACUCCGACGCAGUUCGAAACGAGCAGCGCCAAUUCGCCCUCGAUCCGCACGCCGCAGGUACAUCCAAAGCGUACCUCGCUUCCCGGCACCCCGGGGCGCUCGGUAAGGUCGCUCGACCUCGACCGAUCGCCUCGACCGCCGUCGUCGGGUACCAACCCCAUCGACGCCAACUUUAAGCUGGGUGCCUCACUGGCCAACAAGAGCGGCGGCGACGAGGACGAGGCGUGGUGGCCGUGUGGUGAUGUGGACCCGCUGCCGAUCAGCAUCUCGAGUGCGUUCGGCCAGGCGCUGGGGUGGGAGGGCAUCAUGCACCUGUGCUACGGCAAGGGUAGCCGUGCCGAAGAGGACGGCAAGUACGUCGCGCUUGGCAAGGCUGCGGCGCUGGAUCAGGCGACCAAGGUGCAGGAGCGCAACGUGCUUGCGUGGCGCACGGGCGUUGCUAGCGCUGGCACUUCGCCGCCCAAGCCCGAGGCUCCGAUGUCGAUCCACGAGCUCGGGGCGGCGGAUGCUGCAGUGCUGGACGGCAACUUUGCACAGAAGCUCAACUUGGACUCUGCACAUGCGCUGCCGGAUACGACCAAGACGUCGGCGGUGCUGGAGCGGUUACAGGCCAAGACGCCACAGCGAUCCACGACCGAGCCGCCCGCCGGUAGGAACGAGUGGCAGCAGGCGUCGCUGCUGUUUGGAACGCGCGUCAAUCAUGCGCGCACGUGGGAGCACUGGCGUCUGCUGUUCAAGAGCAUCAAGGGCUGGAUGGACGAGUACGAGAAGACGCGCGUGCGCUCGGGUUUGGCGCGCGAGAUUGGGCUUGAUCGACCCGUCGAUCCACCGGCGCGCGAUGAAGACGGUGAUGCAAGCGUCCUCCUCGCCGCACCGAUCGACAUUGAGGGAGGGUCCGAGUUGCAUGUGCCGGUCGUAGGUUCGCCACCAUCGCAUGCGCACGUGCUCAAGCUCGCACGCGACAAGGUGGACGUCUCGACGAUAUCGCGCGUGCUGGGAACAUCGCUUAGCGUUCCACCGUGCGUGUUGGCGGACGCAACCAACCGCGCACACGGAUUCCGUCGUCGAACCGGCAUCCCGGAAGGACUUCCACUCGGUCCUGGCGACGAGGAGGCGAUCGAAUAUACGUGGUCGCGCAAACAGCUUUCGGUCGAACACUUUGCAACCGCGCUCACCAUCAGUACCGACAGCGCCCUGCACUACUUUGCCCAGCUCAGUGCGGGCAAUUGGUUGCAUCGGUCGGCAUGGGAGUUGGACUACCUCGAAAUGUGCGUCUUCAAAUCGCCGCUCGUGGCGGAUCGAUUCCCACCCCCGGGUGAAGCGGUUGUAGAAGCUUCCCAGUCGUACAGGGCGCGAGAGGGCGAGGAGGAUCGGUCGAGACUGUGUCCGAAUCCGGACGAGCGCGGCGCGUGGGAUCCCGAUACCUGGAAGACGUGGCUGGCGGGGAUCAGGGAGGGCGAUAUCAUUGUGCCGGCCGUGGCGUGGCAGGCGUGGUGGACACUCAUCUCGGUGCUCAACGGCGCGGAUCGUUCGGGCAGAGCGUAUGAUCUGCAGGUCAAGACCAUGGACGAGCCAUUUGAGGCCCUCACCGAUCUCAAUGCCGUGUAUCUCUAG
Molecule: messenger RNA, 3474 nt
Organism: Moesziomyces antarcticus
Lineage: Eukaryota; Fungi; Basidiomycota; Ustilaginomycetes; Ustilaginales; Ustilaginaceae
Exons: 1
Coding region: 1-3474 (1157 amino acids)
Source: RefSeq, a predicted model, not a curated record